Molecule: messenger RNA, 1457 nt
Organism: Hirundo rustica (Barn swallow)
Lineage: Eukaryota; Metazoa; Chordata; Aves; Passeriformes; Hirundinidae
Product: transcription cofactor HES-6-like
Exons: 4
Coding region: 7-660 (217 amino acids)
Biological process (GO): anterior/posterior pattern specification; regulation of neurogenesis; regulation of transcription by RNA polymerase II
Cellular component (GO): nucleus
Molecular function (GO): RNA polymerase II cis-regulatory region sequence-specific DNA binding; DNA-binding transcription factor activity, RNA polymerase II-specific; protein dimerization activity
Source: RefSeq, a predicted model, not a curated record
GCGGCCAUGGCGCCGGGCACGGACCGCCCGCCGCGGGGCGAGGGCUGCGCGGAGCCCCGCGUCGACCGGAGGACGAAGAAGCCGCUGGUGGAGAAGAAGCGCCGGGCGCGCAUCAACGAGAGCUUGCGGGAGCUGCGGCUGCUGCUGGCCGACGGCGAGUUUCAGGCGAAGCUGGAGAACGCGGAGGUGCUGGAGAGGACGGUGCGGCGGGUGCGGGCCGCGCUGGAGCGCCGCGCCCGCGGGGGCGGGCGGCGGCUCCUCGAGGCCAGCGAGCGCUUCGCCGCGGGGUACAUCCAGUGCAUGCACGAGGUGCACACCUUCGUCUCCAGCUGCCCCGGCAUUGACGCCACCACGGCCGCCGAGCUGCUCAACCACCUGCUGGAGUCCAUGCCCCUCAGCGAGGGCGGCCGCCCGGACUCGAUCACGGACGUUUUGGGGGAGCCGGCGCUCGGCCCCUGGCCCGCCGGAGAGGCGCCGGCCGCGGCCCGCCCCGGCCUGGCCCUGCCCGCCCCGGCGCUCUCGCCCGCCCCCAGCGAAGAGGCUUGCUCCGACUCGGACGAGGCCGAGCCGGGCCAGACCUCCACGGACGGACUGGACGCGUCCCAGACGCAGGGCCUGCCCUCGCCCGGCUUGCCCAAAUCCAUGUGGAGACCCUGGUAACAGGGAAAGGAGGCAGCGCAGACCUACCUACGGGGAGGGCAGGGUGCCCCCGCACAGGCGUGUGUGCGAGCGUGUCUGAGUGUGUGUGUGUGUGCGCGGCUGGCAGCGCUGUGACUGGGGGACUCGGGCGCUCUGACGCUGUCACGCCCUGACAGCCUAAUAGCCCACGCGUUAACAUUUCAUCCCUCUGUGUGUGUGCGUGUGCAGCAUUUUGUAACUCUAGGGGUUGUUUUUACGAGGAUGGCGGGGCGGGGGGUGGGAGGGAAUUGGUUUGUAGCAGCCAAGCUUUUUGGUGGAGACGCAGCAGUUAUUUUAUAGCCCUGUUUCUUCGUGGCCCUUAGGGCCCAAACACCACUACCUUUUAAGAAAAAGCCCUUGUGCAUUUUAAAUCAGGAUAGUUAAUUCCAGAAGAAGCUUGAGCUAAGUCUGCAUGCGUGGUUUUAAGCGUUCUAGUGAUAGCACAGACCCCUGAAAGGUGUCAGUGGGGGGAACAUCUGUUCCUAGUAGCAAUCUAAAGUCUCACCUUUAGGGAAGGGAGAGAAAACUAGAAACCUGGUGGAAUUAGACAAGCAUUUUAAAAGAUGUUGGUGGCAGGGUGCCUUUUAGAAAUGAGUGUCUUUAUGCACAUUUUGCUUUUAGCACAUUUGAGUUUAUUGUGAGUUUAUGUAUAUUAGGGUGUCAGAUGUUUUUUAUUUUUAAUCUUUAAUAAAAAAACCCCUGAAUUCACAAUGUGGCAUAUAUUGUGUAAUGUGAUGCGCUUCUAGCCCAUUUAAGAACAUUAAAAAUAGAGCUCCCUC